Messenger RNA from Lactuca saligna, 3588 nucleotides. NCBI's taxonomy places the organism in Eukaryota, Viridiplantae, Streptophyta, Magnoliopsida, Asterales, Asteraceae. The record is from the annotation of a GenBank genome assembly.
AGAAUUAAGCGAUUCUAUGAAGAAACGGCGUAGUUAACUUUGACAGUUGUUUCAGUGUUUAUGACUCUCUCUUCCUUCACUUUUUGAGCUUCCAUCGCCAUUAGUGAUAAGCACGUCUGUCACUCAUCAUUCUCCCCAACUUCCCUUUUUCUCUUCCCUCUCUCAUCUCCUUCCGCCCACGACUUUCUUCUCAGCAACAACCUUCUUCGUCUUCCAUUAAUUUUCUUCUCAGUUUUGCACUUACGGAUUGGAUCUAAAAAGUUCUUUUUUCGGCUAUCAGAUUCGUCGGGAAGGGGUUCUUGGCACUCCAUCUUAGUAUUCAGGUUGUGGCUUUUAACAGCCACAUACUGAAGUAAAAAACAGUAUGUCUGUUUCUAUGAGAGAUUUGGAUCCAGCCUUUCAAGGAGCUGGACAAAAAGCAGGAAUUGAAGUGUGGCGCAUUGAGAAUUUCAAGCCAGUUGCCAUUCCACAGUCUUCUUAUGGGAAAUUUUUUACAGGGGACUCUUAUGUUAUUUUGAAGACAAUUGCCUUGAAAAGUGGUGCUUUACGUCAUGACAUCCAUUAUUGGCUUGGUAAAGAUACAAGUCAGGAUGAAGCUGGAACAGCAGCUCUGAAGACAGUUGAACUUGAUGCAGCUCUUGGAGGACGUGCUGUUCAAUAUCGUGAAGUACAAGGACAUGAAACAGAAAGGUUCCUUUCUUACUUUAAACCAUGCAUCAUACCUCAAGAAGGUGGAGUUGCUUCUGGUUUCAAGCAUGUUGAACUUGAAGAACACAAGAUUCGUAUGUUUACUUGUCAAGGAAAGCAUGUAGUUCAUGUAAAAGAGGUUCCUUUUGCUCGAUCCUCACUAAAUCAUGAUGACAUUUUUAUCUUGGAUACUGCAAAUAAGAUAUUCCAAUUUAAUGGUUCCAAUUCUUGCAUUCAAGAACGUGCUAAAGCACUAGAAGUUGUGCAGCAUAUCAAAGACACUUAUCAUGAUGGGAAGUGUGACAUAGCCACUGUUGAGGAUGGCAAAUUGAUGUCUGAUGCUGAAACCGGAGAGUUUUGGGGUUUCUUUGGUGGCUUUGCUCCACUUCCAAGGAAAACAGCAACAGAUGACACCAAAAGUGUUGAUGCUCUUCCCACGCAGCUAUUUUGUGUGGAGAAAGGGGAGGCAGAAUCUGUUGUAGCAGAUUCUUUGACAAAGGAGUUGCUAGACACGAAUAAAUGCUAUCUUUUGGAUUCUGGGGCUGAAAUUUAUGUAUGGAUGGGGAGAAAUACUUCUCUUGAUGAAAGAAAAUCUGCAAGUGGAGCUGCAGAAAAAUAUCUUCGUAGCAUAGAAAGACGAAAACUUCAUAUUGUUCGUGUGAUUGAAAAUUUUGAGACGGUAGCUUUCCGCUCAAAAUUUGACACCUGGCCUCAAUCAGCUGAGGUGGCAGUCUCUGAGGAUGGUAGAGGCAAGGUGGCAGCACUUCUGAAGCGCCAAGGGGUGAAUGUGAGGGGUCUUCUUAAAGCUGCUCCUGAAAAGGAGGAACCCCAACCAUAUAUCGAUUGCACUGGAAAUUUGCAGGUUUGGCGUGUUAAUGGGCAAGAGAAGACUCUCCUUCCAGUUUCUGAUCAGUCAAAGUUCUACAGUGGAGAAUGUUACAUCUUCCAGUAUACAUAUCCUGGUGAAGAUCAAGAGGAAUAUCUUAUAGGGACAUGGUUUGGAAAACAAAGUGUUGAGGAAGACCAACAUUCAGCUAGCUCACAGGCAAACAAGAUGGUUGAGUCACUCAAGUUUAUGGCUGCUCAGUUGCAAAUUUACGAAGGAAGAGAACCCGUUCUUUUCUUUGCGAUCUUUCAGAGCUUUCUGGUUUUUAAGGGGGGUUUAAGUGAUGGAUACAAGAAUUAUAUCUUAGAGAAGGAACUUCCGGAUGAAACUUAUAAAGAAGAUGGGGUUGCACUAUUUAGAGUUCAAGGGUCUGGACCUGAAAACAUGCAAGCAAUCCAAGUUGAACCUGUGGCGUCAUCAUUGAACUCCUCCUACUGUUACAUACUACACAGUGGUUCUUCUCUCUUCACAUGGAUUGGAAAUCUUACAACUCCUGAACUCCAGGAACUUGUUGAGAGGCAACUGGAUGUUAUUAAGCCAAAUAUGCAGUCCAAAUUACAAAAGGAGGGUUCAGAGUCCGAACAAUUUUGGGAAAUUUUAGGUGGAAAAUCUGAAUACCCAAGUCAGAAAAUUGCUAGAGAUGCUGAAAGUGAUCCCCAUUUGUUCACAUGCACAUUUUCAAAAGGAGAUCUGAAGGUCACUGAGAUAUACAACUUCAGCCAGGAUGAUUUGAUGACUGAAGAUAUAUUUAUCCUUGAUUGUCAUUCCAGCAUCUUUGUUUGGAUAGGCCAGCAAGUUGAUCAGAAACUGAAAACACAAGCAUUGGUUAUUGGAGAGAAAUUCCUGAAACAUGAUUUCCUUCUCGAGAAAUUAUCUCUUCAAACUCCAAUUUAUAUCAUAACUGAAGGAAGCGAGCCACAGUUUUUCACACGUUUCUUCACAUGGGAUUCAACCAAAUCUUCAAUGCACGGAAACUCGUUCCAAAGGAAGCUAUCUAUAAUUAAAAAUGGAGGUCGUCCAACCUUGAAUACCAAACCAAAAAGGCGAGCACCUGUGUCAUCACACGGAGGAAGGUCUGUAGCAACCGAAAAACCACAACGUUCUAGAAGCGUGUCAUUUAGCCCAGAUCGAGUUCGUGUGAGAGGCAGAUCUCCAGCCUUUAAUGCACUUGCUUCCACAUUUGAGAAUGCAAAUGCAAGAAACCUGUCAACUCCUCCACCCCUUGUGAGAAAACCGUAUCCAAAAUCCGGCGCCGCCGAUUCCCCAAAUGCCGCCGCACGAUCCAACGCCAUAGCAUCACUAACCGCCACUUUUGAACAACCGCCGCCACGAGAACCUCUCAUGCCCCGUUCUGUGAAACCGAGGCCAAAAUCACCACCAAAAUCAGAAUCCAACUCCAAGGAAAAUUUGAUGAGCAGUAAAAUGGAAUCUUUAACAAUUCAAGAAGAUGUAAAAGAAAAUGAAGUUGAAGAUGAGGAAGGCCUUACAUUGCACCCAUAUGAUCGUCUCACAACUCUAUCCACCGACCCUGCUCCAGAUAUUGAUGUAACCAAAAGAGAGACAUACCUUUCCUCAUCCGAAUGGCACUUCAACUUUUCUGAAUUCCAAAAAUUUCGGAAGGUUGAUUAAUUUUUUCGUGUAAUAGUGAGAGGCUGAGAGCAUGGGGUGCUUUUUUAGCUGGCUGCUUCUGCUCUCAAGAAGCUGGUUUACGGUUGAUAUGAGAGUUGGAGUGCAAAUUUCAGUUAACUCUUAUACUUUACUUUCUGUUUCUUUAUUCAUUUUUUUUUUAAUGCCUGUGUGUUUGCAUUUUUGGUUUAUUAUUUUUUUCAAGUUUCAAUUAUUUGAUUAUUGAUUUGGAUGUUUGAACGGAGUUAUAUAUAUUAUAUAGGAAGGGUUUGCGGAAGCAGACAAUUUUUAGGUUGUAUUGUACUCCGCGGAUGGAGUAGUGUACAGGACAGGAGAAUUGAGUGUAAAAACCUGUCAAGUUAAUAGUAAAUUGUGUGUUUGGUACCUAC